AUGUCCUUCAAACCGUUCGCAGAAGGACCAGAUCGUCCGAAGCAGGUCAUAUCGCUCGGAUUCUAUCGUACGGGCUCUCAUUCACUCAGACACGCCCUGACAAUACUUGGCUACCAAGAUGUUUUCCACUCCUCUGCUAUGGCAAAGGAUACCGAUAGAUGGGUAGGCCUUGGUGCUGCAGCAGAUGACAACAUUCCAUGUCUGCCGACGUAUACCGGGCGUACCUGGACAAGAAAAGACUGGAACGCCUAUGUGGGACCCUGUGAAGCCCUGACAGACAUCGCACCCUUUGCCUACCCCUUACUUCGUGAAUUUCCAGAAGCCAAAGUAAUCCUUGUGCAACGAGACUUCGACUCGUGGGCACGAAGCUUCGAACAAACACUCAUUCUUCCUUCUUCGCAAACCUUCUUAGCUUGGCUGAGUGGCAACAUCAUGGAACCGUUCAUUGGAAUUCAAAUCAGCCAGACCGCCUGGAAGAUGUACAUGGGUCUUUUGGGAGUGUGCAGCAUGGAGAAAACCAAGGACCGUAAAAUCAUGCGGGCUGCGUAUCAGCGUCAUUAUGAUCAAGUUCGAAGCCUGGUGACUUCAGAUCGCCUUUUGGAAAUCGAUCUCGGGGAUCUAGGAUGGGAACCCCUGUGCAACUUCCUGGGUAAGAGUAUCCCAGACGUUCCUUUCCCGCGCUUGAAUGAAUCGCGGGUCUUUAGGGAUGAAUUGCGGAGGUUGCAUUGGAUAAGCCUCCGCGCAGGUGGUUUGAAGGCUCUGGCUCCCGCUUUUGGGGUAUUGUGCGUGCUUUUAGCAUUCAGGCUUCUAUGGAGUUAG
This is a messenger RNA of Penicillium maclennaniae, 819 nucleotides long. Its product is annotated as sulfotransferase family protein. The transcript has a single exon. Lineage: Eukaryota; Fungi; Ascomycota; Eurotiomycetes; Eurotiales; Aspergillaceae. The record is from RefSeq and is a predicted model, not a curated record. Bases 1 to 819 code for a protein of 272 amino acids.